This is a messenger RNA of Anopheles merus, 1590 nucleotides long. It is a transcript of the gene eIF2beta, whose product is annotated as eukaryotic translation initiation factor 2 subunit 2. Gene Ontology annotation, molecular function: translation initiation factor binding; mRNA binding; translation initiation factor activity. The transcript has 4 exons. Bases 157 to 1173 code for a protein of 338 amino acids. Gene Ontology annotation, biological process: formation of cytoplasmic translation initiation complex; formation of translation preinitiation complex; translational initiation. Gene Ontology annotation, cellular component: eukaryotic translation initiation factor 2 complex. The record is from RefSeq and is a predicted model, not a curated record. NCBI's taxonomy places the organism in Eukaryota, Metazoa, Arthropoda, Insecta, Diptera, Culicidae.
GCUUUUGACAGCCCAGAAUGUGACAGCGGAGAAAUUUACGAAAAGCUGAUGCAAUAUUGCUGAAGUGGGCUGGUUCGCUCGCCCGUAAAAUAAAUUAAACGUGCACAAAAGUGUGUGGAAAAUAGGAAAAAACUGUCACAAGUGUUAGAGCAAAUCAUGGCGGAAGACGAUGCGAUCUUUGACCCUUCCUUGAUGAAGAAAAAGAAGAAGAAGAAGACCCCGUUCGAUUUAGAUGCCAUGGCUGGAGCGGGGGAGGAACCGACAGAAGCCGAUGCGGCGGUGGCGCCGAGCGAACCGAAACCGCUGGCAGACGGUGAGGACGAUCUCGAUCUGGAGAACUUCAACAAGAAAAAGAAGAAGAAAAAGAAGCCGUUCAAUCUGGACGAGCUGGAGGGAGCGCUCCCGUCCGGCGCCGGCGAAGGCGACGCGGAUGCAAAGGAGAGCAAGGAGGAGGGAGAGGUGGCCGGGGACGAUGGGCUGGACGAGGACUUCAAGCUGGACUUUAGUAUGAAGAAGAAGAAAAAGAAGAAGAAGGAUCUUACCGAGCUGAUGGAGCAGGAGCUGGUGGACGGAAAGGACCCGCAGGACGACGAGAAGGAAAAUGAUUUUACAUGCCUUACCGAGAAUGAUGGGAUCGUCACCGAGACUGUGGAUGAAAAUGUAACUUCCUGGGCCGGCUCGGACCGUGACUACACGUACGACGAGCUGCUGAACCGCGUGUUCGAGAUCAUCCUCGACAAGAACCCGGAGAUGGCGGGCGGGCGGAAGCCGAAGUUCGUGAUGCGCCCCCCGCAGGUGCUGCGCGUCGGCACGAAGAAAACUUCGUUCGCCAACUUUACCGAAAUCUGCAAAACGCUCCAUCGACUACAGAAGCACGUGCUGGACUUUCUGCUGGCCGAGUUGGGUACGAGCGGCUCGGUCGACGGUAACAAUCAGCUGAUCAUCAAGGGUCGCUUCCAGCCGAAACAGAUCGAGAACGUGCUGCGAAGAUACAUCAAGGAGUACGUCACCUGCCACACCUGCCGCUCGCCGGACACCAUUCUCCAGAAAGAUACCCGCCUGUUCUUCCUGCAAUGCGAAUCGUGCGGGUCACGGUGUUCCGUCGCUAGUAUUAAGUCUGGUUUCCAGGCCGUCACCAGUAAACGUGCCGCCAUGCGUGCGAAGACCGCCUAAGCGCGGGCAGCUGGUUGAAGUGGUGUCUGAACGGAGAUUCCGUGUUGAGAAGGAGAGAAAGACACACGGGAACGAGCGUGAACGGUGUAAUGUGAAUUUAGUGCAUAUUGUUUCCCGACGCUUCAUCGUUUGGUCUUCGGUUAUCUUCCCACUUUCUCGUUGUUUGCUCCCGUAUCAUGCAAUUCUGCAAUGGCGCUAUACGGGCGGCAUAAUUGCUCGCGCCCUCUUUCGAUACUGCUAAAUGGGAUUUAUAUGAUGUUUUUGGAAUCAAGGCGAACAUAAAUACAAAACCAAGACAUUACUUGACAGAUAUAAAUAUUCCACACGAAGCCCGAUCGCAAACCCUCUUCUCAUGGUAACCCUCUUCGCAAAGUAAUUCUCAUGGAAAAUAAAAGGUAACCAACUUUUCAAAACAGA